Sabethes cyaneus is the source of this 2559-nucleotide messenger RNA. Its product is annotated as DNA cross-link repair 1A protein-like. The coding region runs from base 118 to 2469 and encodes 783 amino acids. The transcript has 4 exons. Gene Ontology annotation, biological process: double-strand break repair via nonhomologous end joining; interstrand cross-link repair; protection from non-homologous end joining at telomere. The record is from RefSeq and is a predicted model, not a curated record. Gene Ontology annotation, molecular function: damaged DNA binding; 5'-3' DNA exonuclease activity. NCBI's taxonomy places the organism in Eukaryota, Metazoa, Arthropoda, Insecta, Diptera, Culicidae.
GAGAGUGAGUGAUGUUAUCAGGGUGCAUAUUAUACAUUGCAGUGUUUUAUCUAUGCAAUUUCUUUUUAUAAUGUUUACACUUUGAAAAUAGUGAAUUAAAAAUAUUUGGCAUCGAAAAUGGCAAACACGGCAGUACCAGGCACGAGUCGAAGGUGCUCAAGCCGGCUUUCGCUUUCCCAAAAAUUUGCCAGUACAUCGAGGCCUAGCUCUCGAUGUUCUAAUAUUAAAACACCACUGCCUUCAUCUCCUGUUCUUUCAAAUGAGGAUAACGAUAUCAUGAACAUACUGACGCAGGAUCCUUUUAAACUUACGAAUCGUACACUGGCUGAAGAAGAUGAUCUAAUUUCAAAAGCGCCAGAUGCGAUGACCAUAUCCUCAAAAGAGUCGAGCAAGGAACAGAAACCGUUUAAUGCGAUAUCCGUCAUAUCGGUCAGUAGCGGAAGUGACAGAGAAAUGAGUCCGACGCCGAAGAAAAGCGUGAUAUCGCAAUUUUUUACGCCAGUCAAAUCUAGACGAAACUCUGUAGCUUCGCGAAUGGCCAUAAGUUCAUUGAAAUCGAAAACCGACACAUCGGCACAAGAAACGCCCUCCAGUAAAUCAGUAUCCAAGACAAAUUUAAAAAAAGGAAAUAGAGAGCGAAAACGGAUAUGCAAAAGUACAAACAUUAAGAUGCUUAGCAAGAAACAUUUUGAUGAGUCACAAAAGCGAAUAACAAACUUUUUUCUUAAAAAUGAGGAUAAAAAUUUAUUCGGAUACCAUCGAGUAUUGAAGGAAUCGGCUAUGCCCGCAAUCAACACCGGGGACGCGGACAUUGAGGGUUUGCUAGAAAUUAACUUGAGUGAAGAAUCAAGUCCUAUAAAAGCGAGUCAGCUGCAAGGACCCCCAAUGAGCCCCAUACCGAGCGAUCCAGCAAUGAUUAUGGAACGAAUAGAAAAAGUUCAAAGUGCCUGUUACGAUAAAGAGAAAGAAGACUGGAAUAUGGAGAACACCAACGUUUCAGUUGUCGUUAGUAAAGAACCUGAAGAAACAGCGGAUUCCGGAUACUCAAAUGACGUUUCUACAGUGAAGGAAAAGGAAAAACUUAGCACGAAACAAAAACGUAACCAAAAAGUAUCUACAGCAAAACGAAAGUCUUUAAACACUACAAAAGGAUUAGAAUCCCAAGACCUUGCACGUAAAGGGCCCGUGCCUAGAAAAACCCGAAAAACCAUUUGUCCAAAGUACAAAAUUAUUGCCGGAACAAGGUUUGCUGUAGAUGCCUUCCGGUACGGUGAUAUCGAAGGGGUGUCCCACUACUUCUUGACGCACUUCCAUGCCGAUCAUUAUAUUGGGCUAAAGCGAAGUUUCGCCAAACCCCUCAUAAUGUCGUCGAUCACGGCUCGUCUGGUGAAAGCUUUUAUCAAUGUUAGUGAGGAUUACUAUACAACUGUGGAAUUGCAUGUGCCAAUCACGAUUGACGAGGUUCGAAUUACGGCACUGGAUGCCAAUCACUGUCCGGGAGGCGUUAUGUUUCUAUUUCAGUUACCCGACGGAACUAACAUUCUGCACACGGGUGACUUCCGUGCCAGCGCCGAUAUGGAAGAAUAUCCUGAAUUCUGGAAUAUGGACAUUGACCUAGUCUACCUGGAUACGACCUAUCUGUCGUCAAAGUAUGCAUUCAAAUCGCAAUGGGAAAGCAUAACGGAUGUAUGCAGAGUGAUCAGAUCAUUUUUGGAUCGAAACAUUGGAUCAAGGGUACUGAUAGUUUGUGGAAGCUAUCUGAUUGGGAAAGAGAAAGUGUGGGCUGAGGUGGCGACCCAAUUUAAUUAUAAGGUUUGGACAGAACCAAACCGAAGAAAGGCACUGAACGCUAUUGCCGAUAGUGAGCAGCAGAAGCUGUUGAUCGAUAAUCCCAAGGACGCCGAUGUUCAUGUUCUCUCCAUUAACACAAUAUCGUACGAUGGUUUAGUGGCUUACCUCGAUUCCUUUCCAGACCAAUAUGAUAGCGUAAUUGCAAUUCGCCCCAGCGGGUGGGAAAAGAACAGUCGUCCUCAGCUUCGAGGUAAAAUAAACAUAAUUGGAGUUGAGUAUUCCGAACAUUCCAGUUACGACGAACUGAAACGAUUUGUUCGAUUUCUUCGACCGAAGGAGGUAAUCAGUACUGUACCGUACGGCAACUCCAAUUUGAACCGAACGCCACAAGUGCCCAUUAGUUGGUAUCAGGGUCCAAUUAGACCGGAGCAACAGGUGUUACAGAUGUCGAUAACCUCGUUUGUGAAGGUAGUUUCCAAACAGGCCCCAAAGAUAGAUCCAAAAGCAGAUAAGACGAGCGAUGACUGCAUUGUAGUUGUAUCGGAUGAUGUUCCAGUGAGUGGAAGCUUGGUUGUACCUAGGAACAAGAUGACGAAGCCUGACAAGGUCAGAGAGGUUGAGCAUUCCAGUGUAGACGAACCAAAUGGCAACGAUUCGGAUAGCGAUUGGAUGCCAUAGAGAAGUGUGAUAGCAUACAGGUUAUGUUUGGUGUAUCAAUAAAAUUUAUUAGAUGUUACCAUUUUUUGUAAAACAAUGUAUAUGCAAUAA